Drosophila mauritiana is the source of this 1194-nucleotide messenger RNA. RefSeq lists its product as uncharacterized. Lineage: Eukaryota; Metazoa; Arthropoda; Insecta; Diptera; Drosophilidae. The transcript has 6 exons. The record is from RefSeq and is a predicted model, not a curated record. The coding region runs from base 48 to 1064 and encodes 338 amino acids.
ACCGUGAAGACAGUCAAGGUUCUCCCGCCUGCGUAGCCAAAGAUACUAUGAUUUCGUUAGCUCUGAUUAUCUUGUGCUUUUUUCCGUUCGUGCAAAAUGAGUACUUUCGUCCUUCGUACCAAGUCCUUGUGCGCAGAAGGAAUACUCUAGGAGAUUUGAUCGACGGUCACUGCUAUGGAAAUAUCAUUCAGAGUCGCCUGGUUUUGACUUCAGCAUCGUGUUUAUUGAGUGAUAACGAUUUCGUAAAUGGAAGAGAAUUGUUAAAAGCUGAUGAGUUGGCGGUAUCCUUUAAGGGCGAAGAUUUGAUCGAGUUGAUAUACCUCGUUGGUGGCAUAGACAUCUAUCCGCAGUUUAAUUUCUCAUCGUUGGACAAUGAUAUAGCUAUCCUAAGUCUCAGCACGCAACUUCCUCUUUCCGAGCGAAGCGAUAUUGAAUGGGUUUUAGUCGCCGACUAUGAUUUUACCGAUUCUCCAUUGGAGGAGGGCGUGGAAUCUUACAUUUGGAAGAUUUCGGAUGGAGAAAACAUAUAUCCCGGUUAUGGUGUUAUUCAUGAAAGCAAUUUAGUUGGAAUCAUUUCCUAUGGCUUGCCAUCGAAAAAUAAACGGGAAUCUAAUCUUGAAGUUCGGCGCCCAAAUAGGUUUACGCAAUUAAAUCCAUAUUUAAGUUGGAUAUAUACAAUAAUACAGAAUGCAGAGAUUGCGGACAUUCAAAACAACAACUACAGUGCAUCUCUACCUUAUCGUCAAAGAAAAAUCGCAGAAAUAGUUGAGGAAUUCGUUGAGCCUGAUGCAGUGUAUUUUCCAGACCCAGCAAACCCCAUUAAAGAUGACAUUGAAACUGAGGUCGAAGAUUUGGCGGAUUCAGAAACUGAUUCUAUAAACGUGGAAAGCGUCUCAGAAGACUUUUUAAACACAGAGGACCCUUUUAAUGAAAACAUCGAAAGUGAGAAAGAAUUCCUAAAAAACGGAGCAAGCAUUUCUAAGGCCAAAGGAGUUUGUGCAUGGAUAUUCAUAUUUAAUUUACUACUAGCAAAAACUCGCACAAUAAAUUUUCAUUUUUCUUAACUAAUUUUUCCAUUUAUUUUGUGAUCUGUAAUUAGAUCAGUUUCAAUAGCUUAAAUGUAUAUUUAACCUGCAAAGUAACAAAUGUGCUGCAUUAAAAUUCAAAUUUGUAAAACAUAAAUUGUAAAUAGCA